This is a messenger RNA of Colletotrichum phormii, 1335 nucleotides long. RefSeq lists its product as uncharacterized. The coding region runs from base 1 to 1335 and encodes 444 amino acids. Gene Ontology annotation, biological process: regulation of transcription by RNA polymerase II. The transcript has 2 exons. Gene Ontology annotation, molecular function: RNA polymerase II cis-regulatory region sequence-specific DNA binding; DNA-binding transcription factor activity, RNA polymerase II-specific. The record is from RefSeq and is a predicted model, not a curated record. NCBI's taxonomy places the organism in Eukaryota, Fungi, Ascomycota, Sordariomycetes, Glomerellales, Glomerellaceae.
AUGGCAAUGGAGACUUCUUCGAGCUUCACAGCUCGAAGACAAGCAACACAGGCGUUGCCCCCUUUUCAUCUUCCGUCGACGAACCAAGAUAUACCGAGUAUGAGUAGACAUUCUCAUCAGUACCCCUUCAGCUUUCACAAUCAGCCUCUGCAGUCGCCAUCAUCGUGGCAAGCCCCCGCGAUGGCUACGCCGUCGGCUCCCUCCUCUUCCUCCGCUGCCUCAAAUACUCAACAUUCUCCUCUAACCGCCAGCUCUGGUCUAACAUCGCCUUCAGGAGUGCCAGGUGAAGGGCUUAGCCCGCUCUCUUCCGGUGUCAAUACCACGAGCUCCCAGAGCUCCUACUAUCCUGGAGGAAACGGCCACGGAUCAUGGCCUACGCCCUCGAGUUCAUACCAGCUUAGCUCUGGGACGCCUCAGGGGCUCGUCCAGACUUCUCAGUAUGCCUCCCGCGGAAGCACCUACGAUCAGCAAUCCCCAAUGUCCUACUCUCGCACUUCGCAAUCACCCGCAACCGGCGAGGGUCCUCCUCCACCACCGUACGGGCAAACACAUCAGUCCUUUCAGGCUUAUUCUCACGGAGGAGCGGGAUCUACACCAGCCAGUUUGCCGUCUCAGGGCCCACCAAUGCCUCAGGGUGGCAUUCUUGGAUCUCACGGCGCUGUCUCGACGCAACCUCCAACGCCCGGCGGUCUGCAUUCCCACAUUGAUUCCUACCAAUCUCGACCACCAGCGACUCCCGGCUACUACUCGACAUCCUCUGCCCCCCAGCAGCCGUUUAAUAGCUACCAACAGUCCCACACCUCGCCCACCGCUCCCUCUCCGACAACUUCAGCGGGCCCCGGGAGAGGACUUGCCGCCCUCCAACACCCUUCCGCGAUGGCACCUCCUGGCUCUUACCGCUAUUCUGGUUAUCAUGUCCCAUCGAUGGGAGGACCGAUCAUGUCCAAUCUUACUUCUCCCGGGCACCAAAUGUCACUCGUCACCGGUAUGGGCGUCCCCGGCGGUUAUGGAGCACACCAUCUUGCACCAUCAAUGUACGGCCACACCCACGGGGGGCAGCCCAACCCACAAGCCGAACGGCCUUUCAAGUGUGACCAGUGCCCACAGUCUUUCAACCGAAACCACGAUCUGAAGAGACACAAGAGAAUUCACCUCGCAGUCAAGCCCUUCCCCUGCAACUUUUGCGACAAGAGCUUCUCUCGCAAGGACGCCUUGAAGAGACAUCGUCUAGUCAAGGGGUGUGGUUCCAAGGAGGGUGAUGGUCAAAACGAGAACGGGCGACGCUCCUCGCAAGAUCACUCUGACGACGGAACUCCUCCACUCAAGCGAGAGUAG